GGACGGAGUCACUGCCGCCGGAUAGUCCCCCUCAGCUGGGAGGGGCAGCAGAGCUGGGUCCUCUGAGAAGUUGCUUUACUUGGGGAAACGAUCGAGCACGUUAGGUUUAUAACAGUUCUUUUUCAAGGUGUUGUACUCAGAGAGGAUGUUGGGUGUGGCUGGAAUGCCUGGCAGCAUUGCCAAUGCCCUGGCCAGUGCAGCCUGCGAGCGAUGCAAGAGCGGCUUCGCUCCGACUGAGAAGAUUGUCAACAGUAAUGGAGAGCUUUACCAUGAACAGUGCUUCGUGUGUGCCCAGUGUUUCCAGCAGUUUCCAGAGGGGCUGUUCUACGAGUUUGAGGGGAGGAAAUAUUGUGAACACGACUUCCAGAUGCUCUUUGCUCCCUGUUGUCACCAGUGCGGAGAGUUCAUCAUUGGUCGUGUCAUCAAGGCCAUGAACUAUAGUUGGCACCCUGACUGCUUCUGCUGUGACAUUUGCCAGGCUGUGCUUGCAGAUGUGGGCUUUGUCAAGAAUGCUGGCAGGCACCUGUGCCGGCCGUGCCAUAACCGCGAGAAAGCCAGAGGCCUGGGCAAGUACAUCUGCCAGAAGUGCCAUGCCAUCAUCGAAGAGCAGCCACUGAUCUUUCAGAACGACCCCUAUCACCCGGACCACUUCAACUGCACCAACUGCGGGAGGGAGCUGACAGCAGAUGCCAGAGAGCUGAAAGGAGAGCUCUACUGUUUGCCCUGCCACGAUAAGAUGGGUGUACCCAUCUGCGGUGCCUGCAGGAGACCUAUCGAGGGGCGUGUUGUCAAUGCCAUGGGCAAGCAGUGGCAUGUGGAGCAUUUUGUGUGUGCCAAGUGUGAAAAGCCUUUCCUCGGUCAUCGCCAUUAUGAGAGAAAAGGACUGGCAUACUGCGAGACUCAUUAUAACCAGCUCUUCGGUGAUGUGUGUUAUCACUGCAACCGUGUGAUUGAAGGCGAUGUUGUGUCCGCUCUCAACAAGGCCUGGUGUGUCAGCUGUUUCUCAUGCUCCACCUGCAACACCAAACUCACUCUCAAGAACAAGUUUGUUGAGUUUGAUAUGAAGCCUGUUUGUAAAAAGUGCUAUGAGAAGUUUCCUCUGGAGCUCAAGAAAAGGCUCAAGAAGCUGGCAGAGUCCAAGUGAGCUGCUUCAGGCCAAACAACCUGGAAGUUUUUGUCUGUGAUGUCUGUGGUGGUAAAAUAUCCAGGGGAACUACUGCUUAACAACACAAGAGCCUGGCAUUUAAUCGGUACAUAAAUAUUAAAAACUUUAAUCUGGGAUCCAUUUAAAAAUAAAUGUUUACCAUUGUGGUCGUUUCAUAAAUGUGCUUCAUUUAUGUGCUUCAUUUAUGUGCUUUUUAGCUUCUUCUUUUUUUUAAAAAAAAUGCAACUGCUAUUUUUUUAAAAAUACAUUCCUAAAUUAGCCAAAGUGAUCAUUUUCUUGUAAGCGAGAAAAAUACAAGGAACAAAAUUUGAUCUUCUGUACACCUGUGCCUUUAAUAUCUGAACAUGUAAUAUGACUAUAAUGUGCAGUUAUGCCUUCCUAUAUCUGUUUUAAAGAGUGUGAGUCACUAGAAGGGGACCACUGUGUUCCUCAGAGUAUUGUAACAGUGCCUCUUUUUUGGGGGGGGGAAAAAAAUCUUAAAUGAGCUGUUAUUUUUGGGAGCUAGAAGCAAUUUUCAUCAUUAUGUGUUAAUGAAACUACAUUGGGACAAACAGCUGUAUGGUUUCUUGCACCACCGCUGUACCAGCCCGGCAGGCUAUUCAGAGAAUUAUUACAUGACUAAAACUGGGCCUUUGGGAGAAAUGGGAACAGCAGAGGGUGCUGCUACUACAGAAUCCGAGCCUUAUCUUUCAAGUGUUGUCAGCAUGCUCUGUAUGCCUUCAUUGUGUGUGGCUGUGCAAGGUUGUUCGUACGGUAAAUGUUCAUCGGAUAUAUUUUUUUUAGACAAAUUAACAUUUUGCGUCUUCCUCUGGAAAAACUUGUCAAAGGAUUUCAGAUGAAAUGACCCUUCAGCUGAAUAUUUAACCUGCUUUGUUUAAAAUAUUGCUGUAUCAGCAUUUUGCUGGCACCAGCAAAUCUGUUUAGAAAAAUUAAGUGCCACACAACAAACUGCAUUUGUUCGAAUGAUGAAAUACUUCGGAAAAAAAAAAAAGUUUACAGUUCACGGAAGCAUAUAUUCAGUGUUUACCAUCAGGAUGAAUGAUCAAUAAAGUAUUUCUGAAUACAU
Molecule: messenger RNA, 2231 nt
Organism: Oreochromis aureus
Lineage: Eukaryota; Metazoa; Chordata; Actinopteri; Cichliformes; Cichlidae
Product: LIM and senescent cell antigen-like-containing domain protein 1
Exons: 10
Coding region: 146-1144 (332 amino acids)
Biological process (GO): positive regulation of integrin-mediated signaling pathway; cell-cell adhesion; positive regulation of substrate adhesion-dependent cell spreading
Cellular component (GO): cytoplasm; focal adhesion; cell-cell junction
Source: RefSeq, a predicted model, not a curated record